AUUAUUUGUAAAUGUGUGUGUUUCAUUUUGCGAGUUUGUCGUGCCGAGUAACGACUCGCUGUUCUAAAAAAAAAAAUGAGUGUCUGCUUACCACCAGGAGUUUAAAAUGUUAUUGUGGUAAGUGCUGGUUUAAAUAGAACUUUGAUAUUGUCAAAGUAAGUAUGUUAUAUAUCAUGAACGUUUCCUCAGCGCGGAUGUAUCUUAAACUGGGCGGCCAACAAUAAAAAUAAACGACUCUGGAAGUGACCAAAUAUUGACAGGUGAGGUCUAUUUAGAGCCCCACAUGUUAAUACAUAUUAAAUUACCCAUCAUUUUCAUGCUAUUACAGCUAAAAUUCAAAAAAAUUGUGGCCUGAAUAUAUUUGAUAACAGCUACCCUUAUCUUAAUAUGGUCUGCAUUUUUUGGUUAAAUCUAUUAAAUACAGUAUGUAUGGUGAAAAAAGUAGUGCCGUAAUAUUCUGUCGUGUCACAGCAUUUGGUGUUAAAUUAACGGUCCGAAAGGAUGUAAAAGCAUGGUCUUUGCUGUUCUGUUAUAUUAUUAUAAGCAGGGAGGAGAGGGGUGAGUUUUUACAGAUGGACUACUUGAAUGCAGUGGUUAUGCUCAUGCCCGGAUACGUAGGUAGUGACUUCAUACUCAUUUUUCAGUGCACGUCCAGUGGCCGUCGAUCCUGUACAAGAAUGGAUAUGUCGCCAAGAAAACGAAUAAGCUAUUCUGUAUCUGCGCUGUAUACGCGUUAGAUAACGUACGGGCAUGAAAGGAAACGUCUCAUAUGUCCGUAUUCAUCAAUGGACUUUUCGAUUGAGCUGCUGAAAUACGUUUUUUUUUAUUUUCAAAGCCGCGGUGCGUUCACUUACUGUCACACUGCUUCAUAAAUGAAGAUGGGCUGUAUCAAAUGAUGAUGAUCGACGCACGAUCGAUUACAGAUGCACUCUCCCAAGGUGGCAGCAAUGGCGGAGGCAUCCUCAUGUGCUCCUUCCAUACAGAGGAAUAAUAAUGUUCAAAUCCAUAACUGUGGGAUCCUUAUAAAUUGUAAAUAAUACCAUGAACACCACUGUUACACCAUCGGACCUGGUGGAUGUGCCAAGACAGCAGAACUUCAAUGGCACCCUAGGCACGCAGACCCCUUCCGGUUGGGCCGUCAUCCAUACUGCUACCUUGACCUUCUGCUCUCUCCUCCUCAUCUUCAUCUUCUGCCUGGGCUCUUAUGGGAAUCUUGUGGUGUUCUUGUCCUUUUUCGACCCAGCGUUUCGCAAGUUCCGCACUAACUUUGACUUCAUGAUCCUCAACCUAUCCUUUUGUGACUUGUUCAUUUGCUGUGUGACCGCCCCCAUGUUUGCGCUGGUGCUCUUCCUGGAUGCAGGCGGAGGGGAUGGCGUGUCAAAGAGUUUCUGCUUUGCCUUCCACUUGACCAGCUCGGGCUUCAUCAUCAUGUCCCUGGAGACGGUGGCUGUCAUUGCCUUGCACAGACUGCGCAUGGUCCUGGGGCAGCAACCUAACCGCACCGCCUCCUUCCCCUGCACAUUGGCCCUCACUGCCCUGCUGUGGACAUCCAGCUUCACCAUGGCUGCCCUCCUUACCAUGCGAGCAUACCCACGCAGAGAUGGACCCUGCUUGCCCCACUUUGGCCUGGGAGGUGGAAAGGCCAGAGUUGUGUUGUAUGUCUACCUGGCAGACUUUGCCUUCUGUGUAGCUGUGGUUUCUGUAUCCUAUCUGAUGAUUGCUCAGACACUGCGGAAGAAUGCACAAGUGAGGAAAUGUCCCAUCAUCACCGUCGAUGCCACAUGCCCUCCGCCCCCGCCACCUCUCAUUGCAGCAGGCUUUGAGAGCAUGCAGUGUGCUGUUCAGGGCCCUUCUCUCUACUGUAACCAGACUUACAACAAACUGCAGAAUGUUCAGACACACUCUUAUGCCAACAGGACCAGCCAGCCUCUGGUUCCAGGGGCUGCCCAAGGAGCCACCUGCUGUCAGCUAGUGUCCACAGUCAACUUGGCCACAGCCAAAGACUCUAAGGCAGUUGUCACCUGUGUAGUUAUAGUGUUCUCCGUGCUGCUUUGCUGCUUGCCAAUGGGAAUUUCACUGGCACAGGAUGUUUUGUCACCGGAAAGUAGCUUUGCUCAUUACCAGUUUGAACUGUGCGGCUUUGUGCUCAUUUUUCUCAAGUCGGGCAUCAAUCCCUUUGUGUACUCACGUAACAGUGCAGGCCUCCGCCGCCGUGUGCUGUGCUGUGUUCAGUGGGCAGCACUGGGGUUUCUCUGUUGCAAGCAAAAGACUCGCCUGCAUGCGAUGGGAAAGGGCAGUCUGGAAGUCAAUAGAAAUAAAUCCUCCCAUCAUGAGACCAAUUCAGCCUAUGUACUGUCACCCAAGCCUCAGAGAAGGCUGGUAGACCAGGCUUGUGGGCCAAGUCACUCCAGAGACUGUGCUGGUAGUCCAAGGGCCACGGGUGUGCGCAAACUUCGCCCCCCAAGUACAUCUACACCUAUCAACACCCGCAUUGAGCCCUACUACAGUAUAUACAACAGCAGUCCCUCUGCAGGGCCCAGCUCCCCCACCAGCCUGCAGCCUGUCAGCUCUCAGACAUUUGCCUUUGCCAAGUCUUAUGUAGCCAUGCACUACCACACUCACCAAGACGCACUACAAGACUUUGAAAGCACCUCAGUGCACCAGAUCCCCAUUCCCUCAGUCUAAACAAAGAGCUGCCAAACAGAAGGGUUUGGACAAUCUCACCAUGGCUUUAAAUAAAAUGUGAAUCAAAAGAGUAACACAAUAACAGCCGAUCUUAUGUAUUUGGACUCAGUAUUAACCAUUUGUUCUCUUCUACAGUGGAAAUACAUGUAAAGUUUACAUGAGUGGAAACAUUAAAGAAGCAGAAUUAGACGCAAGAGAUUUGUAAUGAAAGUGUCUGUUACAAAAAGUUAUUAUUGUUAUUGAAUGGACUUAUUGACUUUUUUCAAAAGAUACUGCAUUUUCACAUAAUUUUACCCCUGUGUUGCACACGCAUGUGCCAUUAUAACCCAAGACUCUGUAGGUUUUCAUCGCAGCCAGAGACUGCAAUAGUGGGUUUCACUGCUGCCUCCUCUCUGGUUGAAGUUGUUGAGCACUGCAAUCAGCCGCUGUAGUGUCAGGCUGCUAUAAAACCCUGCACAGGCCCACACAUGGCUGUUGAUGGCAUGUGGUUGCACUUUGAUGGACUUUUUGCUUCUUAACAAAAUUGUAUUUGUGAACCUCAUACACUUUUUAACUCAAUAAAUGUUUGGCAAGUGCAGUGGAUCUGUGCUUUCACUGUUUUAACAUUAAUUUGCAGCAGAGUCAGUGGAAUAGAAAUGUUAUAGAGAUGUUAGAAAUAGGAAUAUUUUCAUCACAGGUCCAUUUACAGCUGUUGCUUUCAAUAUCACAUGAUUUUCAUCAGUGGGAUGAAGUUUGCCCAGUUGUCAUGGAAUUGUAGAUGUUCAUAUUUCUAUUUUUUUCUGCAAACUUUAAGGACUACUCAUCCAUAUAAAUGAUGAAGAUAAUAUGAUUGAAAGCUCCAGAACAGCUUCUAAAUGGACCUUGUGGUGAUAUUGCUUUCUCAAUUGCUAUUUCCAAUCAAGAAUGAACUUUGAACCUCAGAUACAGAUGCAGGUUGACUAUCAGUAUGUUAGUCCUCAUGUCUGCUGGGAUUAUACACCUGUCAUUAUGCUCAUGUUAAGGAUAUGAAAACCUUUUAUGGCUCACUGCUAUUGUUUUUCUUUGACAUAUGAAUAUAAGAGAAAAUCUGCUGAUUUUCUUCUUUAGAAAGUAUUUCAGUAAAUGUCCACAUGCUUAGCUUUUAAAUGAGUGCUGACCUGGAGGUCUUUGCUGCAUAUAGUGAAGUUACAGCUUUAGCCAUUUUUUGAAGAUUAAAAAUGCUGGAGUUGACAAUGCAAAUAACUUAAGUGGCUGCUGCUCUACAUCUUGGUGUUAAUUUGACCUUAAAUUGUGAAGACACUUAUACUGUACCAAUUGUUUUAUUUUGAAUAAAUGAAAAAAAGGUUUGCAUAAGGAGAUAUUAUACUAUACUCAUCGUGUCAGCGCCCUCUGGUGGCCUUAAAUUCACCAUGGCAACUUAAACCAGAUGUCCUUCAUUGGGGGAUCAACAUACAGUGUGUUCUUUCCAGGAGGGAGAUGACAGGCUUAUUAUUUUACAAGUGCCUCACAUGGUUCACUCUGAUGCCAUGUUUUUAAAGAGUGAGGUCACUUAAUUAUAAAAAACUUUAUUUCUGCCAAUGAGAUGGCAACUGACUAGAUAUCCCUAGACAUAAUAAACAGAAAUGUUUCCAUGCUGUCUUUAUAUCUAAGUCAAAUAUUGGUACUGUGGUAAUGCAAAACUAUAAAUGAGAUUUCAUGUUUUAGUUUUAUUCUUUGCUGCAAAGGUAUUGGUUUUGUCCCUGUGAUACAGCAGUGAUCCAGAUCCCAGUGUGCAUAUUCAUAAAACCACAGAAUACCUCUUAUAGGGACCCACAGACAUUCUGUAUAUCAAACUUAAACAAAUUUUUAAUCAAAUACUCGCUUUUUUUUUUGCUAUUCCACAGCAUCCUCUAACACAUAAGUUACACUCACUCAUUCUCUAAAUUAACACAGCACACGUUCUCACUGCUGCAUAACAUUUUCAGACUUGCCUUUUCUCAUAUCUACAAGUGCAAAAUCAAGCAGCUAAUCAUUUCAUAUCACCCCCCCUCCACACACACACACACACACACACACACAAUACAGAAU
Messenger RNA from Thunnus maccoyii (southern bluefin tuna), 4731 nucleotides. RefSeq names its product G protein-coupled receptor 75 (gene gpr75). Bases 1042 to 2685 code for a protein of 547 amino acids. The transcript is spliced from 2 exons. Gene Ontology annotation, biological process: G protein-coupled receptor signaling pathway. Gene Ontology annotation, cellular component: membrane. Gene Ontology annotation, molecular function: C-C chemokine receptor activity. The record is from RefSeq and is a predicted model, not a curated record. Lineage: Eukaryota; Metazoa; Chordata; Actinopteri; Scombriformes; Scombridae.